This is a messenger RNA of Lycium ferocissimum, 2033 nucleotides long. Its product is annotated as protein PAL OF QUIRKY-like. The transcript has 2 exons. Gene Ontology annotation, molecular function: protein binding. The record is from RefSeq and is a predicted model, not a curated record. The coding region runs from base 66 to 1784 and encodes 572 amino acids. NCBI's taxonomy places the organism in Eukaryota, Viridiplantae, Streptophyta, Magnoliopsida, Solanales, Solanaceae.
UCUAGCAAAACAAUCUUUAUUUCUCUCUCUCUCUCUCUCUUUGUUUCCCAUUCUCUUUCCUAUAAAUGGACCCUCCACCUUUCACGGCGGCUUCAGCCGCCACCAUCCCACCGCCGGCUACCGUCUGUUACACCGACUCAACAAACUCCUCACCUCGCUCCUUCGACGAGCCGCCGCCACGUGACGGCGGCUCCACCGGCGGCAAGCUUCGGCUAAUGAUUAGCUACGGCGGCCACAUAAUCCCUCGUCCGCACGACAAAACUCUGUGUUACGUUGGUGGCGAAACCCGCAUUUUCGCCACUAAUCGUAACACUUCCCUAGCGGAGCUCUCUAAUCGUCUCUCUAAAACCUUCCUUAAUGGGAAACCCUUUUGUUUAAAAUAUCAGUUACAAAAUGAAGACUUAGAUUCACUUAUCUCUGUUACUUCUGAUGAAGAUUUAGAAAACAUGAUCGAUGAAUAUGAUCGUAUAAUGAAUAGUUCAUCUAGUAAAAUAUCAAGGCUUCGUUUGUUUUUAUUUCCUAGUAAAAUCGAUAAUAAUAAUAAUAAUGAUUCUAGUACAAUUGGUUUGAUUAGAGAUGGUUCUACAAUAUCUGAAGAUUGGUUUGUUAAUGUAUUAAAUGGAGCGAAUUCGAAUGCUUCUACUAAAGUGUUUUCUGAAUCGAGUUCAGUGAAUUGCCUAUUGGGUUUAGAUGAUAAUGUUGAAGAAAAAUUAGAGGUGAAAAAGAAUACUCAAGAUGUUCAAUCUGUACCUGAUUCUCCUAUGGUUGAAACUACAUCGUCAUUCGGGUCGGGUUCUUCUAUGCCGAAUUUGCCCCGAAUUAGGGUUCAGGUUGAGGAGAAUAAUCAAAAGGGCAGUGUUGGGGGAUUUGUGGGUUUAUCUUCGCCGCCGGCUCCGGUAGUUGUAGCUCCAGUGAGUGUUGCUUCCGGCGUGCCGGUAGUUGAGCAGCAGCAGCAGCCUCAGCAAGUGCAACCGAAUUCACCUAAUUCAGUUUCAAGUGAGGGUAGUGGUAGGCAAAGGCAUUACUUUUAUCAAGAACCAGUUGUUCACUUCCAGUCAGGGAGCGGUAGGAUUUCGGGUAAUUCAGUUGAUCCGAAUACGAGCGAUUCGAUUUCAAGGGCUCAGGUGAAACAAGUUCAGGAUGGUGGCGGAUAUGCAUUGCCGGUACAAUAUGAUCAGCACCCGCAAAUGCUUCAACCCCAACAAUAUGUUCAUGCUGGACAACAGUACAUACAACAUACACCUUCUGGGCCUGUGCCGAUGGCGUCUUAUUAUCCUAUAUACCCUUCACAGCACCAAACUCAUAUGCAACACCAGAAUCUUGAACACCAGUAUCCUGUUUACUUUAUUCCUGCUAGACCUGGCCAAAGUUACGGUUUACCAUUGCAUCAAACAAGUUAUAGUGAGCCCUCUCAAACAGUCCCUCCUACUCGUCCCCAAACACCUCCUACUAUGGUUAAUCCUGUAGCAGCAGCUCCACAAUUGGUUCAGAUCCCGGGCUCACAUCAGAUCAAUCCGGGCCCGCAUCAGCCACAAUAUGUGAACUACUCUCAGAUGCAUCAUCCUUCUCAGUCACUUCCUCCUACUUCAGCCGCUACUACGAACUAUGCAUAUGAUUUUGCUGAUCCAACACAUACUAAGAUGUACUACUCUCAGCCUCUCGCUCCCCAAUUGGCUGCUCAAUAUCAAACAAUGACAUCCCCCCCUGCAGUUAGCUUCACAGAAACUUCUGCUCAGCACCCCGUGGAAAAUUCGAAGCAGCACAUUAGAACUUCGCAGGCGUGAAACUGUGAGUUGAUCGUAAAGAAGCAAUUUUGAAAUGUUGGUUGGUUCGGUUUGUCUUGAAUUUUCAGUUAAAUGUUUGAAUUGUUAUUGUUAUUGGUUUGUUGAAUGUACAAGUUAUAGGUAAUAAGAAAGUUUGGGUCUUUCUUUGCUUUUCUUCUGUAAGUAAUGCUGUUAUUACCCAUGAAAGCAUAAUGGUGCAAGAUCUUACUGUAAAAUUUCAAAUUUAUAUGGUACAUCCUCAGUUCUAUA